Molecule: messenger RNA, 1210 nt
Organism: Cricetulus griseus (Chinese hamster)
Lineage: Eukaryota; Metazoa; Chordata; Mammalia; Rodentia; Cricetidae
Source: RefSeq, a predicted model, not a curated record
GAAUAUUUUCCCCUCCAAUCUGGUGUCUGCUGCAUUCCGCUCUGUACGCCCCUGUGGGCAUCCUGUUCCUGGUGGCCAGCAAGAUUGUGGAGAUGGAAGACAUCCGCCAGCUGUUCAUCAGACUGGGCAAGUACGUCCUGUGCUGUCUCCUGGGCCAUGCCAUCCACGGGCUCCUGGUUCUGCCCCUCAUCUACUUCCUCUUCCCCCGCCAAAACCCCUAUCGAUUCCUGUGGGGUAUCAUGACGCCACUGGCCACGGCUUUUGGGACCUCUUCUAGGUGCCAGCCUGGUCUGUGUAGUGAGUCCCAUGGCGGUUAUGUAGCGAGACCCUAUCUCACAGAACAGCUUUUCUCGUGGGAGAAGGCAAGCCACCUGGGCCCUGGUCUCCUGCUUCUUGCUUCCCUCUCACCUUGCUGCUGUUUGUGCCCCUUUAGGGACAGGUCCUGUACCAUCAUCAAUGUGGAAGGUGACGCCUUCGGGGCCGGACUGCUUCAAAGUUAUGUGGAUCGAACCAAGACGCCGAGCUCGGAGCCUGAACUGAUCCAGGUGAAGAACGAAACGUCUCUGAAUCCACUGCCCCUGGCCCCAGAGGAGGGGAACCCCCUUCUCAAGCAGUCCCGAGGUCCCGCCGGGGCCGCUGCCGCGUGUGAAAAGGAGUCUGUCAUGUGAAUAGCAGGAGGGGCUUUCUGUGCCCUGGUGGCGUCUCAUUGGAAGUGGAUAUCAUGAGGGCUGGAGAAACUCCAGGGGAGGAGUUUACACAGACCGGGAAACUAGGGGUCCCUGUCUCCUUCCUGGAACGGAUAUCCGGGGGCCUCAUUGCUGGGGUACAGUGCUUAUAUAUGAUUGUCUCCACAUACCUUCCCCCAUCCUGGCUCCCACUCAAGGAGACGACAUUCUCUGUCACCCAGAGCCAUCCAGCCUACCUGUCUGUCUACCCACUAGAGAUCUCUUUCCUUUGAAGACAAGUGAUUUGAUGCUACCUGAUGGCCAAAGCUGUGUGUGUGUGUGUGUGUGUGUUUGGUGUGUGGUGUGUGGUGUGUGUGCUCAUGCCAUGCACACUGUGACCUUCCCAGUAGUCCCUUUAUGACAACAAACACUCCCCAACAAAGUCCCAAGGGAAAGCUAAAGAUGAAUAUUGUCACUCCAGAUCACAUUUUUUAAAGCAAUAAAAUGGCAUCAAAUGUAUGAAAUGAAGAGUACCAAGAAUCUAA